AUGACUAAAGACGCUGUUAUUGCUGGUGAAAAAGAAGUUGAACUUCAUCAAACAACUUCAUUAGAUUCUCCACAUCAAAUCCAUGAUGAAAAAGAAGUUCAUGAUGAUACAACUGAUGAAUCAUCAUCAUUAAAUCAAAAAGUUUAUCACUCUAGAGGUGUUCAAAGAGCUGAAAAUGUUAAAGUGUUGAUGGAUACUUCAAAACAAGGUAAAUGGUUUAGAAUUUCUCUUGCUGCUUCAUUAUUAAUUUGUGCUUGGGUUUAUACUUUAGAUUCUUCAACAACUUCAAAUUAUUCUCCAUAUGCUACUUCAUCAUUUGGUCAUCAUUCAAUGAUUUCAACUUUAGAUAUUGCUACUGCUUUAAUGUCAUCAGUUUGUAAGCCAAUGUUGGCAAAAUUCUCUGAUGUUACUUCAAGACCAAUUACUUAUAUCUUAGCAUUAACUUUAUAUGCAAUGGGUUAUAUUAUCGUUGCCGCUUCUAAAACUAUUAGUGCUUAUGUUAUUGGUGAAGUUUUCGUUGCCAUUGGUGGUUCAGGUAUUUCAUUAAUGAAUUCCAUUACAACUGCAGAUUUAACUCCUUUGAAAUAUAGAGGUUUAUUAAUUGGUAUUUUAUCAUCACCAUAUUUGAUUACUACAUGGUUUGCUGGGUUAAUUGUUGAUGCAAUUUUGGGUAAAGGUAAUUGGAGAUGGGGUUAUGGUAUGUUUGCCAUUAUUAUGCCUGUUGCUAUUUCACCAGCUAUUGUUAUUAUGCUUUGGUUAGAUAAUAAAGCUGCAAAAUUAGCUGAAGAAAAUGUUGAAAUUAAAGCUGCUGAAUUAGCAUUAGAAAAACCAAAAACUUUUAGAUUUAGAGAAUUAAAUCAUACUGAAAGAAUUAAAUUUUUAUGGCAACAAUCUUUAGAAAUUGAUCUUUUCGGUUUAAUCUUGAUGGGUUUUGGUUGGUCUCUUUUAUUAUUACCAUUUUCAUUAUAUAGAGCAGCUGAAGGACAAUGGAAAAAUCCAUCAAUGAUUGCAAUGUUAGUUGUUGGUGCUUUAUUUUUAAUCUUUUAUGCAAUUUAUGAAUUAACUCUUGCACCAUAUCCAUCUAUGCCUAAGAGAGUUUUAAUGAAUAGAACUUUUAUGACUGCAGUAUCAAUUGAUUUCUUUUAUCAAUGUGGUGGUAUGUUAAGAUUAUUAUAUUUCUCAUCAUAUGUUUGGAUCAUUAAAGAUUGGUCAUAUCAAAAUUGGACUUAUUUUAAUAAUACGAUGACUAUGGGUCUUUGUUUCUUUGGUGUUGUUGUUGGUUUGAUUCAAAGAUAUACACAUCGUACUAAAUAUUUACAAGUUUUCGGUUUAUCUUUACAAGUUGUUUCAAUGGGUAUUACAUUAUGGGCUCGUUAUGAUCAUGCUUCAACUGCUGCUUUAGUUUGGACCCAAUUGUUGAUUGGUAUUGGUGGUGCUUGUUCAGUUGUUGGUUCAAAUGUUGCAUCUCAAGCUUCAGUUCCUCAUCAAGAUACUGCUUUAGUUAUCUCCCUUUUAUCACAAUGGUCAUCAAUUGGUCAUGCUAUUGGUUCUGCUAUCGCUUCAGCUAUAUGGCAAGGUAAAAUGCCAGGUAAUUUGAGAAAAUAUAUGCCAUCUUCAGUUUCUGAUGAACAAGUUACUACAUUAUUUGGAUCAUUAACAGAUAUUCAUAAAUAUCCAUAUAAAUCAGAAGAAAGACAAGGUGCUAUUAAAGCUUAUUUCGAAACUGUUUAUUAUAUUUUCGUCCCAUCAUUAAUUUUAACAAUUGUUCCAUUCUUGACUUCAUUAUUCCAAAAGAAUUUCUAUUUAGGUGAUACACAAAAUGCAGUUGAAUUUAGACAAGAACAAAGAAGAAAUGAAUAUUCUUCAGAUAAACCUAAGCCAUUCUGGAGAAAGAUCACUGACUUCUUGGAUGAACCAUUCCAAAGUGCAAAAUAG
Hansenula ciferrii is the source of this 1935-nucleotide messenger RNA. Its product is annotated as Siderophore iron transporter. Lineage: Eukaryota; Fungi; Ascomycota; Saccharomycetes; Phaffomycetales; Wickerhamomycetaceae. The record is from RefSeq and is a predicted model, not a curated record. Gene Ontology annotation, molecular function: transmembrane transporter activity. The transcript has a single exon. Bases 1 to 1935 code for a protein of 644 amino acids. Gene Ontology annotation, biological process: transmembrane transport.